GAUGGCAUAGGUCAUGUUCGUACGGAGUUGGAUGUUAUCAAAAGCGGCCGACAGGGUUUGUAUCUUGUUGCGGGUGUACCUUGGGCAAAGAGUCGACAUGGUCGUUUCCCAAUCCCACGUACUGUCUGCUGGAUUGGCACCGCACCACUACCCAUUGGAAAGGCUCUUUCCUCCAUGGUGUUGUACCCCGAUAAUACUGCAGAAAAUGGUUAUGCUAACAUCACCGUCAUGAAUGCCACGAUGAGUGAUGAGGAUGCCACCUCAUGGUAUCACACGCUGCCUACCUCCAUUGCAUCCUCACCUCCUGCGGCCUCAAAGAAUGGAGCACUGCGUUGUUUUGUAAGUGUGAACACAUUGUUGAAGAAGACUCGUUUGACGUAUGUUCUUGAAAUAACUUCGGAGAAGCAGAAUUCCGAUAAUGGAAAGAAAAUCCAGGCCUCUGAGUGGCUAUAUACACGCCCACAAGGUGGGAAAACCGCUCUCCAUGAUGAUUUGGGGACAAAUGAAAUACUAGCUGCGUGUCUUGCUCGCUCUGUCGUCAUGCGAAACAAGAGUCUGUCGAAGGCCGAUGGCCUCAGUAAAGGUAUGUUGCACGAGUCCCUGCUAGAUGGUACGGUUCCCGAAGCUGUGAUGUAUGAGGCAUGGCGAAGCGUGGCUUUGGGAAGAAGUGCUGUUGUGACGAUGUCAAUUCUGGAGAAACUUUCUCAGUCUAUGGAGGUGAACGUCACGCAGGAAGUUCGUGAAUUGGCCAAUGCUCUUCGUCAUUUUCUAUUGACUUUCCUUGUGGAACUGGAUUGGAUUGCACACGCCGACAAUAGCAUCCUUCGUGAUAUCACGUUUCUUGUGCUUGGGGCUGUCAACACUCAAAAACUAUUACCGGGACGUCGCGAUUCGGCAGUACGCGAUGAAGAUUCGUUUGUUUCUCUGCUCGCACCCAAUGAACGACGUAGCAUGUAUUGGCUAUUAAGACAAAGUGAUAUGUGGUUACCACUGGUAGCCGCGCUCUUUGCUUGGGUGAAUCAUAUCCCCCUUAGUAGUGAGGAUGAGGGCGAGGGCGAAAUUCUUCUGGAGGAUGUCGUUCAGAAGUGGGAAAAAAUGGCUGCGUGUGAGUCUGGCGGAGGUCGCGCGUUUGAUGAUCUCUUAAGGCACUUACGUCGAUCUCAAAAUACGUCCAAAUAUCAGCAUGCUCUGGUGGUUCUUAUGCGUGGCAAUCUUUCGCUGCGCGAGAUCGCAUCGUUUGCCGUGUGGAAAGAUGAUGACGUGCGAAAUCCUUUUAUUGUUUUUUUGCAGCUUCUUUUGGAAGUGGCUGUGGCGUGUGAGGAUGCCGCGGAAGCAUCUUCUGCCCCGAACGUGGACAUAAGUCAAAUCGUCUUCUUUGCCGUCCAGGAACGCCUGCAGUCCGAUGGUACGCUUGGGGCAUUAUUGGAAUUUCUGCAUGAAUGGAACUUCAGUUUCCUUGAGGACUGGCCGCUUACUGCCAUGUCCGGUGGCCUGCCGGUGGUGUAUCUCAUCCUCCACCUCGCCACCGCUGACAGGAGCGGAAAAACGCAGGAGUCGCACCGCUUCGUCUCAAGAGCGGCGCAAGUGUUGCGUUGGUUGUGUGGGGAUCGAGUGGAACGGGCAGCAGAGGUGCUGAACGCGUUGUGCGCCGCGAAAGUUCCUCUUUUAGCGCUCUGUUUCACCGAGCGUCAAAGAAGAAAUUAUUUUAGGUCUCCUGAAGCCCCUCCGAGCGGGGACAUCUAUGCAGGAGGCGGCGGUAGCAAUAUCAGUCGGGCCAUGCACCAUAUCUUGGGCUCCUCCACGGCGUCUCUUCUGAGAGGCGCCCUCACAGAUUUGGGGGUUUGUAGUCCCACAGAUGACACGAACAGUGAAAAGUUUAUCCUUUUUUUGUGGACACUUGUGCUGGAGAAUGACGAGUCAGCUGCCUUUAACCCCAAUCUCCUGCAGCUGCUUUAUGAAGCACUUUUUGCAAGCAGUGGGGCAACGCUUCAGAAAUCUGUUCCCAGGGCCGUCCUGCUGCUGGAAUUUCUUCGGCCUGUCUUUUUGUCAACGUUCCCGCGAGUGUUCGCUGCGGUGGGAGAUCAACAGGGAACUGUAGGGUGUGCACUUGCCGCCACUGCGGUUUCUCCGACUUUACCGAGCGCCGCCGUGCUGGGACCGCCACUGGACGAGACGGAAAGUGUUGAACGUGUCUGGAUAAAGACGCUGCAUGAAAUACGGCGAUUGAUUAACCUGCACGUUGCGGACUGUCUUGAAGUUCAGUGUCUUUCAUUGCUUUUCAACGCCUUUGAGGCGUCGUGUACCACACUGUCUGAGGGACCCCGCAGCGGGAGUGAGGCGGCAACCGAGGACAUACCCUUUACCUUCUCUCCGGCAGAAAUGUACUUUUUGGCCUUGCAAGUAAUCUCCAAUGAACCACCGCGCUUUGUGGUUGCCGUGGAAGUCAUGCGGCGAAGAAUACGUUCAUAUGUCCUGCACAAAAUGCGACUGGCGAUACAACGUGCAGACGAGGGGUUGUUAUCGUCGAGGACGUCGGAAGUGGACGACGCCAAACCCCUUCUGGGAAAAUUAAAAAGAGACACGCUGUGGUGGGACAGCAAGGUGUAUCUGAACGAUGUGGCGGAGAAUCUUGCGCUAGUCAUCUCUGCCUUUGAAAAGGCAGCACCGCUGUACUCCCACGCCGUGUUGUUUCUUUUUCUCGAUGAAUCAUUGGCCCUAAUGGAGGAUUCGGAACUGGGACGUGGAGAAAAGGAGGAGAGGCCGGUUUCAGAGGAUGUGCGAGGUGAGAUGCUUCAAUGUGUUCGUCAAGCGGCACACUCCCGGUGGGCGAAGCUGCACCGACAGGAGAAGAAAUUUCUUUUCCGUCUGCUCUCACAUCGUCUUUCUCUUCCCGAUCAAGAGAAAGCGGAGGGGGAUGUGUACCAUCGGAAUGAAGUGCACCAACAAGUUGUCAGGGAUAUGGCCCGCAUGAAAGAGGCCCUGCAGCAAAGGAAUGUGAGUGCAGCGUUGUUGAGAGCCGUACGAAAAGAUGCUUGCCAUUCCUCGUCCCGUGGAGGGAGUACAGUUCACAUGGAUAGUAAUGAUGAUAUGGGAAGCGGCAUAUCAAUGUUUUCAACGGAACUCGAACUUCUUUUUAAAGAGGAGGCUUAUGUACGACAAAGUUUACAGCGACACUUGAGGCAGGAGUAUGAUAACCUUAUUGGUAGUAGCGCCUUUUGUGCUGCUCUGGGAACAUUGUAUCUGGCGCUGCGGGAGGAACAACGUCGGCGUGUGUUUGUUGUCUUUGUUAUUGAACAGGAGGACAUUUUAUUGACAUUUGGUUUUAAUUUUUUUUCUCUGAUGAAAGAGGCAUUUCGACGUGGGGUGCGUGUGUUAUGGAAGAAUGCGAUGGAGUGUUUUCAAAGGCAGCUCCGCUAUCUUCUAUUGCAAGAGCGGGAGUCACGGUCUGCUGUGGAGGCCGUUUGCUUUGUGGAGCACAAAAUACUCGUUGAUCUCUCCAACCAGCAGUGCGCCGUGUUUGACGCCGAGAACAGUCUACGUCUUUCUCUUGUAGAGGAGGAGGAGGCGCAUCGCGACACCUUUUAUGAGCUCUUUGCGAGGGAGGAGAUGAUGGCGCAGCGGCGGUACGAGGCGCGGCUGGAGGAGGAGGCGUGGCGCGAGGAGGAGGCGCAGUGGGAGAUGGAGCUGCAAAGGCGUCAAGAGGAGGCGGGUGAUGAAAAGGGGGCGGACACGAUGAGGCGGAGCAGCCGACAGCACACCUGCCUUGAGUGGCAGCAGCGCCAACUUGCCGCGACGGAAGAAAAGGGAUCGGUGUUUUUGCGGCAGCCAUCGCCACGAAAAGAAAUCCAAGCACCAUCGCCGCUGCCAACAUCAUCGUCGUCAUUGGCGCCUCCUCCUGCGGCAACACGAGCCGCAGUAAAAGCAACUGCAACACCACCUGUCGAGGCGUUACCGCCAGCGAAUGCACUGGCGCCACUUAUCCAAAUGGACAGCACAACAGCGACGUCUGUGGAGGCUGGCGGGUUUAACGCAUUGUUGGAUGCCUCCGAGUCGCUCUUUGGUGCCUUUUCACGACUGCAAAGGCAAAUUAUAACCACCGUGGCUCCACCACCAACCGCGAGUGCCAAGAACGACACUUCCAACGUAUUUACGGCCAUUGCGCCGUUAAAACAGGAACGAGAAGAGGAUAAGGGGGAGAACGAAGGAGAACGCAUGGAACAUUUUCCCAGGACGUCUCCCCCAGUGAUAACAUCUGCCCUUAAAACGUCUCCAUCCAUCACGGAAAAGAAAGAGGGAUGGGACGAUGUCUUGGAGGACAUGUCGCCCCCGUCCACCCAAACUGGCCGUGAUGAUGACCUGGCGAAAAAAGAACAGGGCGCCUUAGAAAAAACCCCUACGAGCCAUGAAGAUAGCAGCAAACGCCUUCGGCUAAGAGCGUCUACAAAAACGAGUAAAAUUCGUGCCCCACGACAAAGACGUCUUGGCGACGUGCUCUGCCUUGAGAAGGCACCUGAGGAAAAGAAAGAAACGGAUAUCACGCACCAUGAAGAGAAACCGCAUGAAAACGAACCACAAACGCGGAGCGAAGUCACUGUUUCCAAGGGAGAUGUUGCUCUGUGCGCCUUGGAGGAGAAAGAGGUGUCUCCGUCUGUGGAUGAUGACAAGAAAAAAGUUGCAACUAUUGGCUCUCAUGACGCCGAUCAAACCUGGACGAAGCAGGCAUGCAGUGGUUCCGCAGAAGGCGACCAAUUCCCCACGAUGGAGCUGAAGGCUGACGUGCCGCAAGUGUUGAUGGAUGAAGCGAAAAAGAAGGAAGAAGAGGGAGAAAAAGAAGAAGAAGUGCCGGCCCUGCGUUCUGAGACGUCAAUGCCCUUAAAACGUGAUGAGGAGACAGCUCGUUUUGCCCUCUUUCGGGAAGAAAGGUUGGCACGUGCCCUUUUAUUUCGCUGUUUCAUUCUGGUGGCGUAG
Molecule: messenger RNA, 4968 nt
Organism: Trypanosoma cruzi
Lineage: Eukaryota; Euglenozoa; Kinetoplastea; Trypanosomatida; Trypanosomatidae
Exons: 1
Source: RefSeq, a predicted model, not a curated record